Messenger RNA from Bipolaris zeicola 26-R-13, 2448 nucleotides. RefSeq lists its product as uncharacterized. NCBI's taxonomy places the organism in Eukaryota, Fungi, Ascomycota, Dothideomycetes, Pleosporales, Pleosporaceae. Gene Ontology annotation, cellular component: shelterin complex. Gene Ontology annotation, biological process: telomere maintenance via telomere lengthening; regulation of DNA-templated transcription. Gene Ontology annotation, molecular function: telomeric repeat DNA binding. Bases 1 to 2448 code for a protein of 815 amino acids. The record is from RefSeq and is a predicted model, not a curated record. The transcript has 3 exons.
AUGGCGACAUCUGUGGUGUACAAAGAUAUCAAAGAGGGAUUUGACUUCGAAUCCGGCGGAAAAUUGUUUGCAGGUAAAAAAUUCUGGGUCGCGCAGCGCGUGCCGACGCGCAACCACUUGCUGGAUGAGAUCAAGGCCAAUGGCGGAGAGAUUGUGCUGCUGGAGAAGAAGGCCGAUUACAUGAUUGCCGAUCACUUCCGAAGAGAUUGUCCACCAGGCUCUAUUUCAUACGAGUUCAUCACCAAGUCAAUCAAGGAUGGAGAACUAUGCGACCCCAAAGACCAUCCAGCCGGUCCACCGGUGGGCGAGGCGCGAGAACCGGGAGCCAUACACCAGCCUGCCAAGAGCGGGAGGACGCCAUACACAGCAGAAGAAGACAGGAUACUCUAUAAAUGGGUACACGACGCUGAGUCAAACGGUAACCCUGUGAGCGGGAACGAGAUAUACAAGCAGUUGGAGCAGAAGUGCCCGCAACACACAUGGCAAUCAUGGCGCGACCGCUAUCUCAAGCAGCUCCGAAACCGUCCUCCAUCUGCCUUCAACUUACCCGACAAUGCUACUCCAUCUCCCUCGCUCGACCAAGCCAAUAAACGUACGCCUCCAGAUUCAUCGUCUUCCAAACCCGCAAAACAACAAACAUCUAAACAGGAGCAGGGAUCGACUGCGAAGGAAACUAGUGCCAACAAAAAGAUCAACUCAAAAAAUGACUAUAGCGUCAAUGAUCUGAAAGAACUGUUUAGUACAGAUGAUUGGCUAGAGCUCUACGCCUUUGCGGAUUUAAUCAACAGCCUAGAAAUGAGCGACGAGUAUGAUUCGGCAUGGGAGAGAUGGGCAGAGGAACAGGGAAAGCAAACGGCCGUACAAUGGCGGCAGUACUUUGAAAAGGUGGUUCGUCCGCAAUGGCUUAUCGAUCCAGUGUCAAAAAGGGAAGAGAUCAAGAGAAAAGUCGAGAAGCAGCAUGAUGAAGAUAACCAAAGUCAGAGUCAGUCCAUCAGCCAACCGUUUUCUCAAUUGGUCAAACCAGAGGAAGAAGCUGCACAGUCAACAGUUCCAGUAGAGGGCGAUACACCUUUGCAGACACCAGAUUUUAACGACAAACGCUUCGAAGAAUUGAUUAAUAAUGAACACAACAACAAAGUCCCAUCAGCCUACAAGUUCUUUGCUCGUGAGAAGAAGCAGGAAACUUUGAAUGCACAUCCUGGUAGGGGUCAUACCGCACUACACAUCGACUUAAUAAAACAGUGGUCCUCACUCUCGACAGAAGAGAAAGCACCAUAUCUGGCUAUGGAUAAAAAAGCUACUGCGCACGUCUCGGAAGAGACUGAGAACCCUACCAAAACAGCACAAGCACCUAAGAGAUCGCCAUCUUCAAAAGUUCAACACGAGUCCCCCAAGCUCGAUAUUGAAAAACACGACCCGUCUAUAAAACGAUCACGAGAAGAUGAUGAGACAGAAGAGCAGGAUGAAGAGAUAGAGUCACCUCGGCCUACCAAACGACGGAAAAGCGGAAGUGCAACGCCUACCAAGGACAACACAUUAGAGGUACCGGCCGAGAAGACUGGCACCCAACAGCAGCCACUGGAGAUUUCAUCCUCUGCAAACUCGCAGGACACAAUUGAACCAGAGCCCAUCAAGGAGCAGGCUAGGCCAGAUAUACCCGACUAUGUAGAAGAUGACGAGGUCACCAUGGUCGAGCUGGAUAGGCAGAGUGCAGAAAAGGAAGUGGAGAGCAUUGAGUCGGACGAGUUUCUAGAUAUGGAUGAUCUGCGCCAACUACCAGGUUACGAAACUGGCUCAGAAGAUGAUCUACGUUCAAGCACGCCAACACCACGAGCCACGCGCCAGAAAGUGUCGAAUUUCGAUACUCAGGCGAUUCUAUCCUCACCCAUCCAAGACGGGUUUCCACGCUCAAUUGGCCUUGCCCAAGAAGCGAAUUUUCAACAGGAGCUACUGUUUUCGUCGCCUCAGUUGCCAGAAUCUGAUGCGUCCACCACGCAAUCCAUGGAAGAGUUUCGCCGCUCCCUCCAGGAAGAGGACGCAGGUGAAGUCACUUACUCUCAAUAUCCAGCCCAACCUCUCGGCUUGUCGUCUUCUCCAGCACCUUCCACAACCUCUACUAGUUCAGGCGACCCCGAUCCACCCCUCAACGCCGAAGAAAUCAACGAGUUCUAUGACGAGCAAAAUGCUCAAGGGUUUCCCAAUGAUUUCAUCAGUGCAGCGCUCAAACGUACGGGUUUACGUCCCGAGCUUGCUGUCAAAGUGCUUGAUGCGUGGAAGCAGGGCAAGCCUCUGCCUAGCGAAAGGGGUAUAUGGAGUAAAGAGAACGAUACGGCUGUAGAAAGCGGAGACGGGUAUGAAUUAGCUAAGCUGGCAAGGAAGCACACAGUCGACGGCUGGGGUGGAGUUACAGAGCGUCUGGUGUUUUUGGACGGAUAUCGAAGUCGAUGA